This is a messenger RNA of Vanrija pseudolonga, 621 nucleotides long. RefSeq names its product Cytochrome b2, mitochondrial. Gene Ontology annotation, biological process: generation of precursor metabolites and energy; superoxide metabolic process. The coding region runs from base 78 to 599 and encodes 173 amino acids. Gene Ontology annotation, cellular component: endoplasmic reticulum. The record is from RefSeq and is a predicted model, not a curated record. NCBI's taxonomy places the organism in Eukaryota, Fungi, Basidiomycota, Tremellomycetes, Trichosporonales, Trichosporonaceae. The transcript is spliced from 4 exons. Gene Ontology annotation, molecular function: cytochrome-b5 reductase activity, acting on NAD(P)H; heme binding.
AGCUUCACAAGUCCUUCAGCCUUGAUCCGCUGACGAUCACCUCGAGCCGAAACCCCCGACCCAUCCCACCCCACACCAUGCGCUCCAUCGCCCUCCGCCUCACGGCCGCCUUCCUCCUCCUGACAGUGAUAGUCUCCAUCCUCGGCACGACAGUCUCGCGCUUCUCCGCCCCAAUGAUAGUCGUGCUCGACAACAAGAACAGCACCGACGUGCCGUGGUGGGCUGCGCCGGCGCCGGCGGAAGACUACGCCGUUGCCGACGACGACUACGAGCACGAGGGCCACCAGCACGGAUACCCGCCCGACUACAUCCACGCGCAUGGUGCGGGCCACUUUGACCUCGGCGACGAGCUGCCUGCCGCGCUCGUGCCCAUCUCGAUUGACGAGCUCGAGUCGCAUGCGCAGGAGGGGAGCGCGUGGGUGGCCAUUGAUGGGAUCGUGUAUGAUGUGACCGACUACGCCGAGUUCCACCCAGGCGGCCCAGACGUCCUCCGCGAACACGCCGGCACCGACGUCACGCGCACGUUCAACGCCAUCCACGCCCCGGGUACGAUAUCGCGCCUCGCGCCAGAGUAUCGCGUCGGCGUGCUGCAGCUGUAGGCCGUGUGGAAUGGAGACGGAC